GAGCCAAAGCAAACAAGGCUUAGCCAUGACACCAUAACGAGUCCUCGGGCGCUGGCCGAGGUCAGUUCUUGUCUGGGCAUGGUCCUGUGAAACUCAACUACCGUCCACCGUCGACCACCAUGAAAAUUUGGUGCAUCGUAGCUCUGUUGUGUAGUGCAUUUGCUGCAAAAGCAGAGCUUUCAUUCAAAGACCAGUGCUUGUAUUGGCACAACUACUACCGCAGACUUCACCAAGCAGGUCCCCUGGUAUGGUCGAACGACUUACAAAGACAGGCCCAGGUGUACGCGGAUGAGCUUGCUGCUAAAGACUCAUUUGGCAAUGACGGGAGUUCUUCUGUGGUUGCAUGGCCAGGAAAUCCUGGCCCAAAGUUAGGCGAGAGAUCUGUGAAGUUCGUGUACAACGAAGAGACGCAGUACAACUACAAUUCCCCAGGCUAUUCAUAUUACACUGGACACUUCACUGUGAUGGUGUGGAACUCGACAGAGGAACUCGGCGCAGCCCACGCCCUUAGCCAAACAGGAAGAGCGAAAGUCGUCUUUAAAUACAGGCCAAUCGGUAAUAUACAAGGUCGCUUCCGUGACAACGUUCUUCCAAAGAUUGUUGGUUUACCGUUGUGUGACACGCAUUACGACAAACCUGUCACGCAAGCUCCGUGUCUCUGGCCCUCGACAUUAGCGCCGACCAAUGGUACAAUGCCCACCAAUGGAACGUGGAUGGGCGGAAACACCACGAAGCCUGACGUGAUUGCUUCCGCUGUCAGAUGGCAAAUCUCUAUCUGGGUGCUCAGUGUUUUUACUAUUUUGAGUGUUUUAAGUCAUUGACUGAAAACUAUUGUUUCUCUAGCCCGCUCGGUCAAUUUAUAUGCCAUUUGGGAUAUACUGCCUCGAUCAUUUUUAUUUCAUCGCCCUAGAACUACUAUAUACGUCGGCGUACGCAAACUUGCAGGAAUUUUUGUUCACUUCAAUAUUGCUGGUUGAUAAAUUUAGGAAUUUAACGAGCUUGAUAUGACCCAGAGGGGAUCUCGUCAUCGGCGGCAAGUAGACUUUCCAGCCAGUACCAUACACGUGACUCAACACGUGACUAAGAGUGCAGAUGGACAGGUGGUGCCGAAGCCAGCAGGUUU
This is a messenger RNA of Nematostella vectensis (starlet sea anemone), 1123 nucleotides long. Its product is annotated as Golgi-associated plant pathogenesis-related protein 1. The record is from RefSeq and is a predicted model, not a curated record. Bases 120 to 821 code for a protein of 233 amino acids. The transcript is spliced from 4 exons. Lineage: Eukaryota; Metazoa; Cnidaria; Anthozoa; Actiniaria; Edwardsiidae.